Messenger RNA from Perkinsus marinus ATCC 50983, 399 nucleotides. RefSeq lists its product as hypothetical. The transcript has 3 exons. The record is from RefSeq and is a predicted model, not a curated record. Lineage: Eukaryota; Perkinsozoa; Perkinsida; Perkinsidae. Bases 1 to 399 code for a protein of 132 amino acids.
AUGGUGCGCAGUAAGAACUCCUCGAAAAAGGAUAAAAACGUGAAAGACUCGCCAGACUGCGUGGCUCCUACUUCCUGUGACUUACUGAGUUGCGUAACGAAAUGUCCGCGAACCAGUCAGGCACGGAUAGCGAUCCGAGCAAAACCGGGAGCUAAGGUGUCCUGUCUCACUGGGAUAGAUGCCGAGGGUGCUCUGGGUGUACAGCUGAAUGCUCCUGCGAGAGAUGGCGAGGCGAAUGAGGAACUGUUGAGCUUUCUCUCGAAGGAAGUACUCGGUGUAAAGAAGAAAGAUGUGGCUCUUGUCCAGGGUUCUAAGAGCCGGGAGAAAGUAGUCGAGAUAGCUGAUGUUCUUACUGUUGAAGACGUUUCCAGACUCCUCCGCAACGAGUUGCAGUCUUGA